AUGAAUGACGAACUGGACGUGGAUGAAGAAGCAUAUGACAUGCUCUUUAGCCCGGUGACCCCCUGGCCCUGCCUGUCCCUCGACUUCGUUCUGGGCAGACCCGGUGGAGGGCACCCCUCGAUAGGGGAGGCCAAGAAGGAGGGGCACGACAAGGAUAAGAGGCCUAACAAUCAUGGGCGCCACAAUCAGGGGGGCUGCUCCCCCGUAACGUACCCCCUGCAGAUCACCUGCGUGGCGGGGAGCCAAGCUGCCAAGGGGAGCCAAAAUGAAAUAUACCUCCUCCGGUGGGACAACCUGAACAGACUGAAGGGGGGCGGCCACGAUAGCGAUGAGGACGAUAGUGAUGAGGAGGAUAGUGAUGAGGAGGAUAGCGAUGAGGAGGAUAACGAUGGAAAGGGCGAUAGUGGUAAUAACAAUGGUAAUUGCGAUAAUGGGGGAGACGCCUGCAACGAGAACGGCGCCAACGCUCGAGGCAACCAUCGAAAAGGGAAAAGAAACCCAAACGGAGUGCACACCCAGCGUGGAGCGCGAAAGAAGGAACAUGUCGUGUGCAAAGCGAUCAAGCACCCAUACGGAGGAUUAAACAGGGUAAAGACCUGCAAAAAAAUCAACUCCCUAAUUGCCACAUGGUGUGAAGACAGCAACGUCUAUAUUUAUGAGUUAUCGGACGAGCUAAGACAUCUCGAUGAUCGACCAUACAGUGAGGAUGUUGUGAAAAAACCACUGCAUGUGUUUGACGGGCACACUACUGAAGGGUUUAGUUUGGACUGGAAUCCCGUUCACGCGGCGAAGCUCCUAAGUGGAGAUAACGAUGGCAACCUCUUCCUGUGGCUUCCGGAUAAUAGCGAUAAAUGGACUUAUGAGCGGUUGCAGAUCGAGGUUGGCACGGACCAUAGCGACGAAAAGAAUGGCGGAAAGGGAGAAGAAGCAAAGGGAAAAGAAGCCAAGGCAAAAGGAGGACAGGCAAAAGGAGGACAGGCAAAAGGAGGACAGGCAAAAGGAGGACAGGCAAAAGGACGAAGUAGACACAGCAUUGAGGAUGUCCAGUGGAUCAAAGGAGGAAACGGGUUCGGACAUGUAUUCGCCAUGUGCUCCUCAGACAAAAGUGUAACAAUAGUAGACACACGAGACUUAAAAAAGGGUCAAAACAAUACAGAUGGGAGGAGCUCCACACACAUACAAAUAGCAGAUGCACAUGCAUCCGAUGUUAAUGUUAUAUCGUGGAAUGAGAACGUCCCCUUUUUGAUUGCAUCUGGGGGGGAUGAUUCUGUUGUUAAAAUCUGGGACACAAGGAAUACUUCCACUUCCGUAGCUGAAUUAAAAUUCCAUAGGAGACCCAUUUCGGCUGUCUCUUGGAAUCCAAGUGAUACUUACGUGGUGCUGGCUGCUAGCUUGGAUAACUCUAUUUCCAUUUGGGACCUCUCUGUUGAGAGUGAGUCGUUAGAGUUUGGUCUGACGAAGCACCCUGACCAGCUUCUCUUCGAACAUCGAAACCAGAAGUUCAUCACCGAUGCCAAGUUCCACCCCCUCCACCCAGGGGUCGUCGUAUCCACCUCCAGUGACAACUUUAACAUUUUUAAGCCCUGCAAUGUGUAG
This is a messenger RNA of Plasmodium inui San Antonio 1, 1596 nucleotides long. RefSeq lists its product as hypothetical. Gene Ontology annotation, molecular function: protein binding. The coding region runs from base 1 to 1596 and encodes 531 amino acids. Lineage: Eukaryota; Apicomplexa; Aconoidasida; Haemosporida; Plasmodiidae. The record is from RefSeq and is a predicted model, not a curated record. The transcript has a single exon.